AUGGGGACCACAAAGAGUGUCAGUGUGUUUACAGAGGAAGAACUUCAGGACUACAGGGACCUAACAGUUUUUACCAAAAACGAAAUUCAGCAUGUGUACGAGAGGUUCCAAGUGUUUGGUACGAAGAAAAACCCUGCAACAAAGGAGAGUAAAAUCCCCCGAGAAGACCUAUACAAACUAAAGGAACUGAGGGUUAACCCUUUCAAAGAUCGGAUAGUGACCGUGUUCUCGUCCAGUAGAGACGGAUACAUGACUUUCGAGGACUUUCUGGAUAUGAUGUCCGUUUUUAGUGAAAAAUCUCCAAUUCAAAUCAAAGCGGAAUAUCUGUUCAGGAUAUACGAUUUUGACGACGACGGUUACUUGGGCUGGGAGGACAUGAGAACAAUCAUCAACAGAAUGACAGGGGAUGAGAAACUGGAGGAAUCCGAUAUAGAUCAGCUUAUAGAGAACAUAUACAGCGAGGCAGAUGUUGAUGAUGACGGAAGAUUAUCUUUUCCCGAGUUUGACAAUAUCGUAGACAACUGUCCAAGUCUUGUAGGGAGAUUCAGGUUUCGUCUGUGA
Messenger RNA from Saccostrea echinata, 561 nucleotides. Its product is annotated as calcium and integrin-binding protein 1-like. The transcript is spliced from 7 exons. The coding region runs from base 1 to 561 and encodes 186 amino acids. Gene Ontology annotation, molecular function: calcium ion binding. NCBI's taxonomy places the organism in Eukaryota, Metazoa, Mollusca, Bivalvia, Ostreida, Ostreidae. The record is from RefSeq and is a predicted model, not a curated record.